CACCAGCCUUUCUGCUCUUCCUUUCAGCCGCGUUUUAUUUAUCGGCUUUAGUGGCGUUUCCAGCAAGGCGGAAUCUCCAUGAAAUGAAUCGUUCCACCUGGACCUCGGUUUGCUCUCCAGAUGGCUCGGCCCUCCUAAGCUGCCCCGGGUGCCGUAUUUUCCCCGAGCUGGGCUGGCUUUUCCCUGCGUGCCGGCUCCUCCCUGGCUGUCGCUGACAGCUGCGCGGCUCAUGCCCCGUAGCAGCUCCCUGGCAUGUCAUUCAGGAGGAACAAAAGCGGAUUUCUCCCCCACCUCCCCGCCAGGGAGGAUAAAGGGGAUGCUUUUGUGCUUCCCCCCCGCGUUUCUGCGGGAGGGCUGAGCUUUGCCGAGGGGACCCUGCAGGGCUCCAGCGUGGAUGGGAGAUCUCCGGGAGGGAAUUGAGUCUGCGCUGGGUCCCACCUGGAGAGCACAACUUGUGUCAGGAUGCACCGAGUGAUGAAGGAGGAAUCCAGUUUCAGGACAAGCAGCCUGGAAAACGUGCCCCGGGACCCAGGCAAGGCCAAGCUGCACAUGAAGCUGUGCAGUGGGUCCUGCCACGCCGAGCAAAUCCUGCAGACCCUCAACUCCUACCGGCACAGCGGCACCUUCACCGAUGUGGUGCUGCUGAUCGACGGGCAGGAAUUCCCCUGCCACCGUGCCACCCUGUCAGCCAACAGCACCUACUUCAGGGCCAUGUUCGGUGGCGACCUCAAGGAAGGCCACGAGGACAUCAUCAACAUCCAGAAGAUCUCCGCCUCCACCAUGUCCCUCCUCCUGGAUUAUAUGUACGGGGGGAACAUCGUCAUCCAGGAGGACAACGUCGAGGGCAUCUUGGAGCUGUCUGACCUGCUGCAGAUCUCCAAGCUCAGGGAUGCCUGCGUCACCUUCCUGGAGGGCCAGCUGCACCCGUGCAACUGCCUGGGCAUCAUGAAGUUCGCCGACUCCUUCUCCAUCGCGUCCCUGACGGAGAAGAGCAGGAGGUUCCUGCUGGAGUGUUUUGUGGAGGUGUCGUGCCACGAGGAGUUCCUGGAGAUGGGGGUGAAGGAGCUGGUGGGGUACCUGUCCGACGAGCAGCUGGUGGUGCCCAGGGAGGAGGUGGUGUUCGAGGCGGUGAUGCGCUGGGUGCGGCACGACGUGCCCGCCAGGAAGGGGGCCCUCAGGGAGCUCCUGGAGCACGUGCGCCUGCCCCUGCUCAGCCCCACCUACUUCCUGGAGAAGGUGGAGAUGGACGGGCUCAUCCAGGACUCCAAGGAGUGCAUUCCCCUCCUGCACGAGGCCCGCAAGUGCUACAUCCUGGGGAACGAGGUCAGCUCCCUGCGCUCCAGGCCCCGGAGGUUCAUGGAGCUGGCAGAGGUCAUCGUGGUCAUUGGGGGCUGUGACAAGAAGGGUCUCCUGAAGCUGCCCUUCACAGACCUGUACCACCCCAAGAGCAGGCAGUGGACAGCCCUCUCCAGCGUGCCCGGGUACACCAAGUCAGAGUUUGCUGCCUGCACACUGAAGAAUGACGUGUACAUCUCAGGAGGGCACAUCAGCAGCAGUGAUGUCUGGGUGCUGAGCUCCCAGCUGAACGUCUGGAUCAAGGUGGCCUGUCUGCAGAAGGGCCGGUGGAGGCACAAGAUGGCAACGCUCCAGGGCAAGAUCUACGCCGUGGGGGGCUUCGAUGGCUUCUACCGCCUCUCCAGCGUGGAGUGCUACGACACCUUCUCCAACAGCUGGUCCAGCUUGGCCCCGCUGCCCCAGGCUGUGAGCUCGGCCGCCGUGGUGUCCUGCCUCAACAGGCUCUACGUGCUGGGAGGGGCUGUGGACGACACCUCCAACACGGACAAGGUCCAGUGUUACGAUCCAAAGGAUGACAAGUGGACGCUCUUGUCUCCCACCCCAUUUUACCAGAGGUGCAUCAGUGCUGUCUGCUUGGACAACAUCAUUUAUGUUGUGGGUGGGCUCCUCAGCAAGAUCUUCAGCUAUGAUCCCAGGAAGGACAGCUGGAGAGAAGUGGCCACCCUCCCUGGGCCUCUGGAGAGCUGUGGCCUGACGGUGUGUGGAGGGAAGAUCUACAUCCUGGGUGGCCGGGACGAGACCGGGGAGGGCACGGACAAGGCGUUCACGUUCGACCCGGCGACGGGGCUGGUGGAGCCGCAGCCGCCGCUGCAGCGCUGCACCAGCUACCACGGCUGUGUGACCAUCCUGCAGCGCAGGGACAGGUGACCACGGGGCUCCCCUGCACCCAGAGCCUCCCCUGGAGCCUCCCAGCACGUGGCAACAGCAGCCCCUGCAGAGGAGGUGCUCCCCCGGCCCCCGAGCAGCCCCGGGUUUGUUUUUCCCGGCCCCGCGACGGUGCCGAAGGAUUUGAUGCUGGUCCAGGCGAGAGGAUGGAAGGGUCCUGGGCCGGGUGAAGUUGCAUCACAGACCUUGCCACUGCGGCCCCUGGGGCUGCUGAAUUUGACCUUUGCUUAGGUUUUCCUGGCUGUAGAUGAAAACCUUCUGCUGCGUUUGCGACAGAGGUUUGCUGUCCUGAAAGGACGUGUGUUUGCUGCUCUCUGAUGCCCAGAAGUGUUGCUGUAACAGUUACAGCUCCAGGAUCCAAUCCUUUGGCUAAAAGCUGUCAGGUAUUUGUGCAUUUAUUACAGAACCCUGUGCCAAACCCCAGUGGGGACCUAAAUGCUCCUUAACAUCCAUGAACAGAGAGCUGGGAUUGGGACUUCAAAGUUGAUAAUCCCAAGAAAAUCACUCCACUAAAUCCCAAAUAGUUCCAGCUCUGACUCUGCAUAGGCUGUGUGAGGGUCUGUGCCCCCAAAGCACAGAGUGCUGUCUCUUUUCAUACGUGUUUUGUGGUUGGACUGCUGUGUCUCUCACAGAGUGGACAAGUGAAUCCUGCAGCCAAGAGCUCCUCCUUCAGAGAGGAGAAGGAGGGGGAAUAUUAAAGUGUAGGAAUUAAGCAUGAAGACCUGAAGCAUGGUAGCCACAGAACCAUCUCAUUUUGGCUCUAGAGUAUGUAGCAAAUCAUAAAAUAAACUCCAUAUUUACCAGCCUGGGGUCCCUGGGAGCCUCAGAGUGCAGCUCAUUUGGAGGAUGUUUGAUGGCACAGCCUGCAUUGCUCCAAGCUGCCCUCAGGCUUGGAAAUGCCCCUGAGCAUGUUUGAUUUGGUAGGAUAACUGUAGUUUUUGGUGUUGGUGUCUUUAGUCUGUGCCUGGAACUGGUAAUUUCUGGUGGCUCCAUGUAAAUGCUCACGUUGUUCAAUUAGGGGCUGAAUUGCUGCCAAAUGUAGAGUGAGGGCUCUUAAAAACUCCCCUGCCUUGGACACUGUGGGGUGCACCCCUCCACAGCAGGCUGCUGGCUGGCUGCUGUGCUGUCUGCACCUUCCCUUCCUCACCCCAAUUCCUCCUGAAGCAGAGGAAAUGACUGUGGCCACUGGGCCAGCUAUUCCCCUUUGAUUGUCCCAAACCUGCUGGUUCUGCCUGCUUCUCCCCGUGCUCACCACUAAACCAAGGGCCACAUCCACAUGUUUUCUGAAUGCUCCCAGGGAUGGUGACUCCACCACCUCCCUGGGCAGCCCCUUACAAUGCUUCAAAACCCUUCCCAUGACAUUUUUCCUCCCCCUAGUAUCUAAUCGAACCCUCCCCUGGCACAACUUGAUGUUAUUUCCUCGAGGAUUUCCUCAGAGGAGAUUCCACGCUGGUAGAGGUUGUUCCCACGAAGAGAGAAAAGGAAAUUCUUGCUCGUAAAAGGCAAUUUUAUUUGCAAUCAAAUUGCAUCCACAUUUGGGUCUUUAAUGGGAACAGAGAUUCCAAGAGGAUGAGCCUGCCCAGGGCAGGCACUGAGGAAAGUCUGAUCUGCUGAGGAAGUUGAGCACUGUGGGGAAUCCCUUGUAAAAGGGAUGGUCCUCCUGCCAAAGGUAAGCCUGAGGAAUGUGGAAUGGGGCUGGGAACACAGGUGAUCUUGCCUGGCUGCUGGUGGUUCUUUGUGCUCCUGCUCUUGAGCACAGGAAUAUAUUUGGACAUAGCAACAGCCUUGAAAGGAAAAAGGAGGAGUUUUCCAGUUGCAUUUCCAACUUCUCUCUCCACAGUCUUCCCUGAUUUUCCUAAUGCCUCCUCCCGGGAGUGUCUUGCUGUACUUCCCACCUUACUCCUGCAGGAGUGAGCACACUCCAAAGGGUGGAGCAUGUUCCUGUCAGCUUUCCCACGUGCUUUUGCCAUGUGUGGUGUGUUGCCAUAGGUGGGACACAGUGCUGGAAGUUGUGGCACAGACACUGAAACAUUUGCCUAGCUCCUGGUCCUGCUAUUUAUUGUACCCCUGAAUUGUGUUUUGUGGGGGCUGUGGGUGUGUGAAGGGGAGGGGUAGGGAAGGGAUUCAACUUGCUUUUAUUUAGAAAUAAAUAUUCACCUUGACUCCCAGCUGCUUUUUGCUUCAGGGAAUUCAUUUGUGCCUAUGGCAUUCCAGAAACGUAUUGUUGAUGGAGCAUCACAGGAGCUUUGGGAACAGUGUCCUUGAGGUGUCCCAGCCUUUGUCUGGGGUACCUAAAUCCUCACUGUGAGCAAGCAGAAAGUUCAAGGCACUGCUGUUUGUCUGCAGAGAGUGAUAUCUUUUAACUAUUCCACGGAAUCACGGCCGAGUAAGUAGGGAAGGUGUUUGGAUCAUUCAAACUCUGCUAAGGAUGGGGAAAAUUGGACUUGUGUUUUGGCAUGAUGGAAAGAGGAACCGAAAAACCGUUUGCCUUGGCUGUUUCUUGCUCUGCCUUGGUGUGGCAGAAGGACACAGAGCAUGGAACUGCCCAGCACCACAACAUGCUUCACAUCCCAGGAGGACUUUCCUCAGCCCACAUGUGAAGCAUCUCCUGGUUGUCUUCCCAGGAAUACCCAGACUUGCUGUGGGAGCUCUGCAUGGCAAAAGAUGUAGAAAGAAGUAGUGAUCACCUGCAAAGCAUGAGCAGUAGGCUCAGCUUUACGUGUUUAAGCUUUGAGAAACAAAAUAAAUUACUUUUUUCUUUGCA
Molecule: messenger RNA, 5005 nt
Organism: Chiroxiphia lanceolata (lance-tailed manakin)
Lineage: Eukaryota; Metazoa; Chordata; Aves; Passeriformes; Pipridae
Gene: KLHL35
Product: kelch like family member 35
Exons: 7
Coding region: 463-2223 (586 amino acids)
Molecular function (GO): protein binding
Source: RefSeq, a predicted model, not a curated record